AUGGAGAAGCCCAUUGUGUCCUUACACCCACCUUGGACCACAAUCUUUAAGGGGGAGCGAGUAAUCCUAAGAUGUGAUGGGUACCAACCUUUGCUCCUGGAGCCUCGGCCAAUCAACACAUUGUGGUAUUUGGGGCACCAGCUACUGCCCUCACACAAGAAGACCAUUGAGGUACAGACACCAGGGAUAUAUCGAUGCCAGACCCGAGGGGCACCUGUCAGUGACCCAAUUCACCUCUUUGUGUCCAAUGAUUGGCUGAUCCUGCAGGUUCCCUAUGCCAUGGUGUUUGAAGGUGAACCGCUAGUGAUAAGAUGCCGGGGAUGGUAUGAUAAAGUUAUCUACAAACUUCACUACUACAAGGAUGGUCACGUCAUGCGCUACUUUCACUCUAGUACCAACUACACAAUACCCCAGGCACGGGCCAGUGAUAGUGGACAGUACCAGUGCUCAGGAACCCUUCGUAUUCCAGUGGAGAGCACCCCUAUGUUCUCUGCCAAGGUGGUAGUUACUAUCCAAGAACUGUUUGCGUCCCCGGUGCUGAAAGUGGUGCCCAAGACGGAGUCUCGCAGUGGGGGUGGGGUGACCCUUCACUGUGAAACACGCCUGCACCCCCAGAAGCGGGACACGCCGCUGCAGUUCUCUUUCUACAAGUACAGCCGGCCGGUGCGCCGCUUUGACUGGGGAUCGGAGUACACCGUUCCGGAAACCGAGACGGAGGACUUGGAAUCGUACUGGUGCGAAGCCGCCACUGUGACCCGCAGCGUGCGCAAACGCAGCCCUUGGCUGCAACUCUCGGGGAGGGGUUCGUUCUCCAGCGCAUCGUCCAUCACCACCCGAGCUCCUCAGGCAGCUGCCAUGUCCAGGAACCCGGUUUCAAAGCCCCUCUCUUUCAGAAAGCCUCCGGAACCCAGAUUUGUGCCCUCGAGCACCUCGACCCCCAACUCCACCUUGACCAGGACUCUUGCCUCUGUGCCAAGCAGUCCCACUGCUGGGCCCACUGCUUGCACUCCUCUAACUUCCUUCGAGCAAUCUGCUUCCCCUUUGAAGCCCAACAUGGACCUGCUGCUUCAGGAAAUGCAGCUGCUCAAAAGCCUUCUGAGACAAGUGGUACUAGAGCUGAAGGAGCCACAUAAUUAG
Messenger RNA from Gracilinanus agilis (Agile Gracile Mouse Opossum), 1137 nucleotides. It is a transcript of the gene FCRLB, whose product is annotated as Fc receptor like B. The coding region runs from base 1 to 1137 and encodes 378 amino acids. Lineage: Eukaryota; Metazoa; Chordata; Mammalia; Didelphimorphia; Didelphidae. Gene Ontology annotation, molecular function: transmembrane signaling receptor activity. The transcript is spliced from 4 exons. Gene Ontology annotation, biological process: negative regulation of immune response; cell surface receptor signaling pathway. The record is from RefSeq and is a predicted model, not a curated record.